Messenger RNA from Capsicum annuum, 400 nucleotides. RefSeq names its product filament-like plant protein 4. The transcript is spliced from 2 exons. NCBI's taxonomy places the organism in Eukaryota, Viridiplantae, Streptophyta, Magnoliopsida, Solanales, Solanaceae. The coding region runs from base 107 to 385 and encodes 92 amino acids. The record is from RefSeq and is a predicted model, not a curated record.
UUUGACUGGACUGGAGGAUCAAGUUAAGUCUCUUGAGAAACAAGUGAGUGGCUUUGAGGAUGAAGUCAAGGAUUUGAAUGAAAAGUUGGCUGCUGCACAGUCAGAAAUGACUAAUAAGGAAAACCUGGUAAAACAAUACGCUGAAGUUGCUGAAGAAGCCGUCUCAGGUUGGGAGAAGGCUGAGUCAGAAGCCGCGAAACUGAAAAAUCACCUGGAAUCAGUUACUCUUUUGAAGCUUACUGCUGAAGACAGGGUAUCACAUCUGGAUGGUGCACUGAAAUUACAUCUGGAUGGUGCACUGAAGGAGUGCAUGCGGCAGAUACGAAAUUUGAAAGAAGAACAUGAACAGAAGCUGCAUGAUGAGAUUCAGAAUAAAACCAAGUAGUUUGACAAAAUGUAG